This is a messenger RNA of Helicoverpa zea (corn earworm), 1268 nucleotides long. RefSeq names its product transport and Golgi organization protein 11 (gene Tango11). The coding region runs from base 202 to 882 and encodes 226 amino acids. The record is from RefSeq and is a predicted model, not a curated record. The transcript is spliced from 5 exons. NCBI's taxonomy places the organism in Eukaryota, Metazoa, Arthropoda, Insecta, Lepidoptera, Noctuidae.
CUGUCAAUUGUCAAUCUUUUAACUGUCAAAUACUGUCAAUCACGAAUUCUUACGACUGGACUUCUGCCCGUGUAAUAAAUUUCGAUUGUCUUAUUAUUUUUCUCUCCAUACCCAGAUGGACUAAACUACAUAAAUAAAAUAAACAAGCAGUACCUACUCCACCACGUCUAUUGUUUCUGCUAUCUGGACGACACCGCUACAAUGCAGUUCACCUCCGAUGAAGCUUAUGCGCGGCUUAUAAGCCACCACAUGACUGUGCCUCAAAGGAUUAAGGCUACUGGUGACAUAGUGGAUGAAGACAGCGCUCCUAAUGGAAUAGUGUCUGGCUGGGAUUAUGCUAACGAAAAGUUUGACAUGAAAGUACCUGAGAGAAUCCUUGUUGUUGGACAAGAUCAACAUGUUGGGACAAAAGCACCUCCUCGCGAAAUCCAACUUGACAAUGCAGUGCUGCCAACAGACCCUGGUAUGAUUCGGGUCAGUACACCGCCUCGCGUGAUUACUCUUGAUCAGCACUACUUCCCAUCUGCUGAUGAUUUCCCACAAGGGAUGCCUGCUAACUCUCCGCCAAGAAAUUCAAGAAACUACCGGUCUCAAGGCGAUGGUGCACGCUCUACCACACCUCGUCCUGAUAACUUCAACGAAUCUACUAUGACUGAAUCGCGCUUGGUUCUGAGAGACCCAACCCCGCCAAUGGGUAAUGGUGAAGGUUUGUCUACUUCUGAAGAGUUAGUACAUCUGCGACGUCAGAUUGUGAAAUUGAAUCGUCGUGUGAUGUCGAUAGAGGCAGAGCAACUGCAACGGCAACAGAAAGAAAAGAUUGCGUAUGCUUUUGGUAUAGCCUACUUGUUGUUCAAAGUUAUUGCUUGGCUGAACAGAUCCUAAUCAGCAUUAGGAACAGCAACAUUAAAAUGUAAGAUGAAGUCCUACCCAUGUAUUGUUGACGUUAUGAAAUUUGAAUCACUGGAUUGUUCAUUUUAAGGGACAUAAUAUGUAGAAAUGUCACUUUCUGGUUGUAGUAAAGGUGGAAGUGUUAUUGUUCAUCAAAGAUUAUUAUUUCUUAGCAUUUAGGUAACACUUUUUAUAUGAUAUGUUGAAUGUUGUACAUUUCUGCGAUGUGUACAGUGAAUUCUCACAUGGUAUUGAUAACUUUUCAUGCAUUCGUCUUCUUUUAAUGAAUUGUUGAGAAGUUACAGGACCCUUCCCUUUAGUGUAUAGAUGUAUGAACUGGGUCAUUUUUUAUUUGAAUAAACGAUACGAGUUCACAAAUA